Messenger RNA from Labrus mixtus (cuckoo wrasse), 2416 nucleotides. Its product is annotated as prostaglandin G/H synthase 1-like. NCBI's taxonomy places the organism in Eukaryota, Metazoa, Chordata, Actinopteri, Labriformes, Labridae. The transcript is spliced from 11 exons. Gene Ontology annotation, molecular function: prostaglandin-endoperoxide synthase activity; oxidoreductase activity, acting on single donors with incorporation of molecular oxygen, incorporation of two atoms of oxygen; heme binding. Gene Ontology annotation, cellular component: cytoplasm; neuron projection. Gene Ontology annotation, biological process: response to oxidative stress; cyclooxygenase pathway. The record is from RefSeq and is a predicted model, not a curated record. The coding region runs from base 229 to 2031 and encodes 600 amino acids.
UCUUCCCCCCUUUGCAGGUAAAGUCGCAGUGCGACGGAUCUGCAGCACUCACACUCAGGAGUCAACUGUUGGACUGCUGCUCUGAUACUCUCACUCACUCUCUGUCUGUCUGUGUCACCGGCUGGAUCUCCUUACAACUCUGUGACUCAGCCCGGAGUCUGGAUGUUUACACUUUUCUUACAGUUUUAUGAGUUUGGAAUGCACAUUUCCUGAACUGAGGCUGCUGUAAUGAGAUCCUCUGUCCUUGGAUCAGUUUGGGCUCUUCUCUUGCUGUUGAGGGAGCCUGCAUGUCGGGGAGAUGAGGUGUCCUCCAGCAUAGUGAACCCAUGCUGUUAUUUCCCCUGCCAGCACUGGGGUGUGUGUGUAAGAUACGAUGAGGACAAGUACGAGUGUGACUGUACUCGCACCGGAUACCACGGAGAAAACUGCACCGUCCCUGAGUUUUGGACCAGAGUACGUCUGUUUUUGAAGCCCAGCCCAGAUGUGGUCCAUUACAUACUGACUCAUUUCCACUGGCUCUGGGACAUCAUCAACUACACAUUCCUACGGGACGUUCUCAUGCGGCUAGUCCUAACAGUUAGAGCCAACUUGAUACCCAGCCCUCCAACUUUUAACUCAAAAUACAGCUACCUCAGCUGGGAAUCCUACUAUAAUCUGAGCUACUACACUCGAAUUCUUCCCCCCGUGCCAGUGGACUGCCCCACACCUGUGGGAGUAAAAGGCAAGGCUGGCCUGCCUGACCCUGAGCUGCUAGUUGAGAGGCUGCUCAAGAGGAGAAAGUUUAGACCUGACCCCCAGCGCUCCAACCUCAUGUUCGCCUUCUUUGCUCAGCAUUUCACGCAUCAGUUCUUCAAGACCUACAAUCGAAUGGGUCUUGGCUUCACUAAGGCUCUAGCGCAUGGGGUGGAUGCAGGGCAUGUUUAUGGAGACGAUCUAGAACGUCAGCUCCAGCUCCGGCUUCACAAAGACGGAAAACUCAAGUACCAGUUAAUUGACGGCGAGAUGUACCCUCCCUCUGUAAUUGAUGCACCCGUUAGGAUGAGCUAUCCCCCUGGAACUCCCCCUGAGAAACAGAUUGCUAUCGGUCAGGAAGUGUAUGGACUCCUUCCUGGUUUGGGAAUGUUCGCUACACUGUGGCUCAGGGAACAUAACCGAGUUUGUGACAUCAUGAAGGUUGAGCAUCCCACCUGGGAUGAUGAACAGCUUUUCCAGACCACACGCCUCAUCAUCAUUGGUGAGACAAUAAAAAUUGUAAUAGAGGAGUACGUGCAGCACCUCAGCGGAUACCUGCUGCACCUGAAGUUCGAUCCCACUCUGAUUUUUAACUCCCAAUUCCAGUAUGGAAAUCGUAUCGCUCUGGAAUUCAGCCAGCUUUACCACUGGCACCCCUUGAUGCCUGACAGCUUUUUAAUAAAUGGAGAUGAACUGACAUACCCACAGUUCCUCUUCAACACGUCUGUUCUCACACACUAUGGUAUAGAGAAGCUGGUGGAUGCCUUCUCUCGCCAACCUGCUGGACAGAUUGGUGGUGGACAUAACAUUAAUGCUAUGGUGACCAAAGUGGCUGUGGGUGCCAUAAAGGAGUCCCGCCAGCUCCGCAUGCAGCCCUUCAACGAGUACAGGAAGCGCUUUAACCUUAAGCCGUACACAUCAUUCAAACAAUUCACUGAUAUCGAGGAGAUAGCCAGCGAACUUGAAGAGUUCUAUGGAGACAUUGAUGCUCUUGAAUUUUAUCCUGGUCUGAUGCUGGAGACCACACGACAGGGGUCCAUAUUUGGUGAGAGCAUGGUGGAGAUGGGUGCCCCUUUCUCUCUUAAAGGCCUCCUGGGAAACCCCAUAUGUUCUCCUGAAUACUGGAAGCCCAGCACCUUUGGAGGUAAAGUGGGGUUCGACAUACUGAACUCGGCCACACUGAAGAAGCUGGUAUGUCAAAACACCAGGACGUGUCCCUAUGUGGCGUUUAGCUUACCAACAGAGGAGCAAUCACAAAAAGAAAAGGAGGACACUAAAGUAAGAACUGAUGAGCUAUGACCUUUAACAGACACUAAUGGUUUUUGAAGUUUAAAGAGGCUGCAGAUAAACAAAGAAUUGUUGAAGAUGUUCGUGUGGAGAACAUACAGUCAAGUUUGUGUGAACAGCACCGGAGGAUCUGGAGAAGAAAAAAAAACUAUCUUCAGGAAUACACUUACUCUUUGUCUCGCAUUUGAACAAAUAUAUCUGGGAACGUUAACAUGUCAUUUCUGUUUAACAGUCUGUGCCUGAUAUACCAACCAUCAAAAUACAUGUUCAUGCUGUCAAGUAAUUAAGGUACGCUCUGUCUGUAGAUUUUUUCAAAUAAAUGAUCACAUUAACUUUUCUGUAAAUUAUAGUCCACUCCUUUAAAUGGGAAAGAAUUAAAAUCUUUGUUUUGACAAUU